Mugil cephalus (flathead mullet) is the source of this 772-nucleotide messenger RNA. It is a transcript of the gene prlh2, whose product is annotated as prolactin releasing hormone 2. The transcript is spliced from 3 exons. Bases 208 to 579 code for a protein of 123 amino acids. Lineage: Eukaryota; Metazoa; Chordata; Actinopteri; Mugiliformes; Mugilidae. The record is from RefSeq and is a predicted model, not a curated record. Gene Ontology annotation, molecular function: hormone activity.
GAUUCAUCAUCCAGCUGCCUCCCGGAUCAGCCGCCUGGAUAUAUAAGCUGGAGCACACCUGAUCCACGGGAACGACUUCAGACCUCCACCAACUGACCUCAGCCUGCCACCAAAGUUCAGGUGGUGAGUUACUCACCAGCGUGGUCUCCGUCCGUUCCGUCUAGCGCCCCCCUCCCUACCUACCCACCCCCCGAGAGACCGCACAGCAUGCUGCCCGGGAGAGCGGCUCAGGUCCGGCGGUGCGUCCUGACGAGCCGCUGGCUGCCCGCGACCCUGGCGCUGCUCCUCCUCCUCUCCUCCAGCUUCAGCCGCGCUCACAGCACCACGAUGGAGCACGACUUCCACAUCGUCCACAAUGUCGACAACAGAAGUCCAGAGAUAGACCCGUUCUGGUACGUGGGGCGCGGGGUGCGACCCAUCGGGCGCUUCGGGAAGCGACACAGCGGCGUGGAGGCUCUGGGCGGCGGCGGGGGGCUGCAGCCCGUCGUCAGGACUCUGGAGCUCCUGCUCAGCGGCCUCAGGAACAAGGAGGACCUCGGGAAGGAGCUGGACGGGGAGGACGGCGGCUGGUUACCAUGACGACGCGUCCUCCUCCAUACCCCUCCACAAACUCCUCUCAAUUUUUUUUUUUUUAGUUACGCAUUUGUUUUUUUUUAAAUCUUGAUGUUUUGCCUUCAGCUGUACUUCUCUCUGGCGCCCGCUCAGAGGUUCGUCCGAUCCUUUGCUGAAAAAGAACCUGUUAAUAAAAAUGCAUUCUAUAUUGAUUAAUACA